This is a messenger RNA of Crotalus tigris (Tiger rattlesnake), 3769 nucleotides long. RefSeq names its product aldehyde dehydrogenase 16 family member A1 (gene ALDH16A1). Bases 60 to 3674 code for a protein of 1204 amino acids. Gene Ontology annotation, molecular function: oxidoreductase activity, acting on the aldehyde or oxo group of donors, NAD or NADP as acceptor. NCBI's taxonomy places the organism in Eukaryota, Metazoa, Chordata, Lepidosauria, Squamata, Viperidae. The transcript is spliced from 18 exons. The record is from RefSeq and is a predicted model, not a curated record.
UCCUUUGAUUUGAUCCUUCUGCUCCCUGCCACCCACCCCACUUCCUUUCCUGUCCCGGGAUGUCCUCGCCUUCCCCCUCUUCCUUCCUGGGCCCGAGGUCGACGGAUCGCCCUAAAGUGCCUCGAACUCGGGCAGCCACUUGGAGUCACCGGGAGACCCUGGAUUUCCUCGCCUUGUGGGGCGAGGAAUCCAUCCAGGCGCAGCUCAACCGGUGCCACCGGAAUGCCGACGUCUACCAGUGGAUCUCGGAGCGCAUGGCCGAGAAGGGCUAUUUCCGUGACGAGGAUCAAUGCCGGACGAAAGGCAAAGACCUCAAGAAAAGUUACAAGCAAGCCAAGCUGCAAGACGGCGUCGCCCGCCAGCGCUGCCGCUUCUUUCACGAACUCGACGCCAUCCUGGGCGGCGGCGGCGGCGGCGGCGGCGGCGGGGGCAGUGCCCGUGGCGGGGACGGCGCUCCGUGGUGCCAGGUGGUCGUCAAGGAGGAAAGCGAUCCGGAGUUCGAUCCGGAUCUGCAGCACCCGGAGGACGAGUACGCCUGGACCCAGGCCUCCAUCACCGACGGCAGCGAUCUGGAGCCGCCCGGCGAGACUGCCGGCGCCCCCGCCUGCUCGUCGUCCUCUUCUCAAACGGCUGUCGGGGGCGUGAUCAAUGCGGAGCCCUCGAUCCUCCACCAUCAGUUGGCCGGUGGCGUGAUCAAGGAGGAGAAGAGCCCCUCGCGGGAAGAGGCCGACCUCCGCUGGGAAGGCAAGGCAGCAGAUGGGGCUUAUCUCCAUCCUACUCAAGAAAAGUCUCCGGGGGAGAUCCCUGACAGAUCCAGGAUGGUGGAGGAGCCUCUGCUUCAGCAGAAGACCCCGGGACAUCUGGACGCCCCCUGGAGAACCGGGGUAAAGCGGAGAGCUUUUUCCAGGCCACGGAGUCUGCUGAGCCCGCGAGAGAAGUUGGCUCAGCUCCGGAACAGGCGGAAGAGACCCUGGGAUGAAAAAUUUGAUGAGUUGGUGCGGGAUAUCCGGACACAUUUCAGAGAGAGAGAAAAGCUAUUUCAAGGGCUGUGGGAAGAAGAGAAAGCCCAACGUGAGAAGGACCGGCAACUUUGGAGAGCUGAGAUGGCUUGGAUUCGGCAAAUGUGGACCAAGAGCCAGAAGGAGAAGGAAGCAGGGGAAGAAGACAAGGAGAUGAAUGGGCCUGGGCAUGUAAAGGAAGAGAAUCGAAAUAGAGAUGUCUGCAAAGAUUCUGAAGAAGGAUCUUGUGAAGAGACCCGGGUUCAGGAACCUCUGCUGUUAAAGUCCUGGCUGGAAUCUCAUGGUCGUAAAUUCGGACACUUUAUAGGUGGCAGGUGGCUGAAACCAGAUGGGCAAGAGACCUGCACACUCAAGAAUCCUACCACAGGGGAACCACUGGCCACCACAAUCCAAGGCAACAAAGAAGAUGUGAACAAAGCUGUUCGUGAUGCUAAAGUAGCCUAUGAAAGUUGGAGCCUAAUCCCCUGCCAUGUUCGAGCCCGACACCUUUACAAUGUCGCCAGGACCAUCCAGAAACAUCAGCGGCUGCUCAGCCUCCUGGAGAGUCUUGACAGUGGAAACCUGAUCCGGGAAAGCCAAGAAGCAGAUCUCCCUUUGGUUGUCCGGCAUUUCUACCACUAUGCAGGGUGGGCCCAGCUGAUGGAGGAACAGAUGUCCAACUGGCAACCACUUGGUAUAGUUGCUAUUCUUACUCCUCGAAGCUUUCCUUUGCUGACGCUGACGUGGAAGUUGUGCUCAGCCCUGGCCAUGGGAAACACGGCGAUCUUAAAGCCAGCCAGCAAUACCGGGCUGGCUGCCCUGUUCUUGGCCGAAGUCUGUGCCCAAGCUGGGCUCCCCCCAGGAGUCUUCAAUGUCAUCACUGGCAAUCAGGAGCUGGGAGAAGCCUUGGCACUCGACCCAGGCAUUGGCAAAGUGGCCUUUGCUGGAACUGCCAAGGUGGGCCGUUGUCUACGUCAAGCCACAGCUGGCAGUGGCAAGAAGCUUUGUCUCCAAUUUGGGGGGAAGUUGCCCUUCAUUGUCUUUGACUCAGCUGACUUGGAUAGUGCUGUUGAUGCAGUGAUGGAUGCCAUCUGGUUGAACCGAGGACAGGUCCACAAUGCUGGGGCUCAGCUUUUUCUUCAGGAAUCUAUUGCCAAAGACUUUAUUCAACGCCUGAAGCACCGAAUGGGGCAGCUUCACUUAGGAGAUUCUCUGGACAAAAUCACAGACGUGGGACCGUUGGCCAGCGAGAAACAGCGAAAUUUUAUUGAGAGUCUGGUGGAAGAAGCUCGGGCUGAGGGGGCUGAGGUUUUCCAGGCCUGGGCAUCCCUCCCAUCAAGUCAAUUGUUUUACCCUCCAACCUUAAUCACCGACGUGUAUCCGACCUCCCGUUGCGUCCGGGAAGAGAUCUUUGGACCUGUUCUGGUAUCCCUGACUUUCCGGACAACCAAGGAAGCGAUGACUUUGGGGAACAGUACACCUCAUGGACUGGCUGCUAGUGUGUGGACCGAAAUUCUCUCCUUAGCACUCGAAGUUGCCCACAGUUUGCAGGUUGGAACAGUCUGGAUCAACAGCCACAAUAUGUUAGAUGCCGCAGCUGCCUUUGGAGGGUACAAGGAAAGUGGCCAUGGACGGAACGGAGGCAAAGAGGCACUUUAUGAAUAUGUGAGACCAAUCUGGGAAAUUCAACCACGCAUUUGUAGUAUGGAUCUGAAUUACAAAAACUUGGCUACCUCACCAGAGAGUGAUCUCCCAGUGAUUCCUGGGGACAAGACUCCCUGCUCUCUAGUUUCUGAACUGAAAGGAGGCAUUCCAAGUGUGGACCGAACCUACAAGCUGUACUACGGUGGUGCUCAGAAGAGGCCAGAUUCCUUGAGUUCCCGAACCAUCCUUGAUCACGCAGGCAAAGCAAUGGCCUGUGUGGCCGAUGGGAAUGUGAAAGACAUCCACAAUGCAGUGGAAGCUGCUCACAAAGCAGCCCCUGGAUGGGCGAAGAAAACGGCACAUGCCCGGGCACAGAUCUUGUACUACGUGGCUGAAAAUCUGGAACUCCGUCGAGCUGAGAUUGCAUCACAGCUGGAAUCAUUAAUGGGUAUAGAAAAAGAGAAAGCUUUGAUGGAGGUGGAUAUUAGUGUGCGGCGACUAUUUUAUUGGGCAGCUUACUCUGACAAAAGUGGUGGAGUUGUGCAGGAAACCACUCUAUAUGGUGCCUGCAUUCACUUUCGAGAACCUGUUGGUGUCGUGGGAAUUGCCUGUCCAGACGAACACCCCCUCCUCAGUUUUGUCAGUUUGUUUGCUCCAGCCAUUACUCGUGGCAACUGCAUUGUGAUUAUUCCCAGUGAGCGAUACCCUUUGCCUGCCCUGGACUUAAUUCAGGUAUUCGACACCUCUGAUGUGCCUGCUGGGGUGGUGAAUAUCAUCUCUGGCUCCCGGGAUUAUUUGAGUCGAAAUUUAUCUGAGCAUCAUGAUGUCCAAGCCAUGUGGUACUUUGGCUCUAAAGAGGGUUCUGGCCUUGUGGAAUGGGCUUCUGCUGGGAAUCUGAAGAGGACAUGGGUGAAUUACGGAAUUGAUAAACAUUGUUGGAGAGAUCACGAAGAAUCAGGAGAAGAAUUUCUCUACCAGGCCACCCAGUGUAAAAGUGUCUGGAUGCCUAUGGGUGACAUAUUUGCCAACUGAGCUUCAGGGAGGUAAUUGGGAGGUGGGGCAGAGUAAAAAAAAAAAAACCACCCCUAUUGUUGAUAAUAAAAGAGCAUUUCUCCAUUUUGUUUAAA